UGUGGGAGGAUUGUUUGAAGAAGAAUUCAGCAACAAAGCUUCUCAGAAACUCUUUCCAAAUCUACAAGAGCAUUUCUCCUUCAAAGAUGUUCAAUAAUUCUACCGCUGUUAAUUCUACAACACCAGCUCCCACAACGAUUUUCAUGACGACAAUGAUUACCUCGGCUGCAACGACCAUGUUUAACCACAGUGAUAAUUACACACAGUUGAAUGGUACAAGCCCACCACGAGGAAGGUACUGUCCUGAACAACAAACCAACCAACAAGAAAGGAUUAUCAAGAUCACAGCGUAUUCGGUUAUUCUUGUCGUAUCGUUGAUCGGAAAUAUUCUCAUUGCUGCUGUCAUCCUUAGCAACAAAAAAAUGAAGAAGCCAACAAACUACUUCAUCCUCAACAUGGCCAUAUCUGACCUCGUUAUCCCAACCAUGGUUGUGAGUAGGCAAUUGGUGUUGUUGUGCACACAACCUAAACAUAUAUCCGAAUGGCUUGUCGAGGGAACAAUUGGUACCCUGCUUUGCAAAUUGGUGCACUUUUUUCAAGAUGUCACGACUGCAGUCUCGAUAUUCAGCUUGAUUCUCAUCACUGUCGAUAGAUUCAUUGCAGUUGUUUAUCCAAUGAAACACUACAUUAUGUCAAGUAAAACAUGCAAGGUUUCGAUCCUUGCUACAUGGUUGGUGGGAAUGAGCAUACAUGCGGUCUAUCUAUACACAUAUGAAGUCCUGGUCAUCCAUGGGAUGAAUUUAUGCAGCUCAGGAUGGUACACUAAAUUUGGGAGGGAACUUGGAGCAAUUUUCGUUCGUAAUUACUAUCUGAUAUUGUUCUUUCUUUUGGCUGUAAUGCCUGUUGUUGUGAUGGCUGUUGCAUAUACCAUUAUCAUCGUGAGCCUCAAGAGACAGUCCAUUCCGUUGGGUGACUCUUUCAGUGAUCGACAAAAGCGACAAAGGGCUAAUAGAGAGCAGAAGAUCUUGCGAAUGGCGAUUGCGAUUAUCGUAACAUUUGUAAUAUUGUGGAUCCCAUACAAUGUUUUUAUAUUUUUGGAGUUGUUCGUAUAUAAUGACGGUGCGCCUAAACCAUGCUUUCUAAUAACUUUCCAUUUCAUUGCAUUUUUCUGUGCAUAUGCUAACGCGGCCGUUAAUCCUUGUAUUGUGUUCAUGUUCAGUCAGAAUUUCCGCCAUGGAUUCAUGCAAAUGCUUGCAAAUGUAGGGAUUAUUAAGAAUCGUAGUAUCAGACAGCAGACAACAACUCAAAUAAGCAUGACGAUGCAAAACAAGGCCUAUGAAAAUGACAGCUAGAGAUUCUGCAAUCGACAUUUCAAAUGGACCCCUUUUACUUGAAUUCAGAAGCAGUCCAUCCUUUUGCAUAUAUAUUGCAUCACUUUUAAGUUUUAAUUUUAUUCAGACGUUUCUCAUUCUUCAGUUUUAUUUUCAUACGAAUAUUUCAUUUGAUUACGUCAACAUCUUUUUUUUUUCGUUUUUGUUCAUUUGUUUUUGUUUGUUGUUGUUGUUGUUGUUUUUUCAAAUUAUGACCAAUAUUGUAUAUAUGAUGUAACAAAUAUUAUUGGCAACGAUUGAUAUUACAAAACAGUCGGUUGGAAUAUUGCUUUAGCUAGAAUAUCCUAUCGAUGUUUGGUGUCAUGUUGUUCUUAUGUAAAUAAGAGAUAUUGCGAUUGACUGUAAAUUAGAAGCUCAGGUCUCGACU
Exaiptasia diaphana is the source of this 1698-nucleotide messenger RNA. RefSeq names its product octopamine receptor 1-like. Gene Ontology annotation, biological process: G protein-coupled receptor signaling pathway. The transcript has a single exon. The record is from RefSeq and is a predicted model, not a curated record. The coding region runs from base 87 to 1292 and encodes 401 amino acids. Gene Ontology annotation, molecular function: G protein-coupled receptor activity. NCBI's taxonomy places the organism in Eukaryota, Metazoa, Cnidaria, Anthozoa, Actiniaria, Aiptasiidae. Gene Ontology annotation, cellular component: membrane.